Leptosia nina is the source of this 972-nucleotide messenger RNA. NCBI's taxonomy places the organism in Eukaryota, Metazoa, Arthropoda, Insecta, Lepidoptera, Pieridae. The record is from the annotation of a GenBank genome assembly.
AUGCUGCUUCUACUUUGUGCAUUUUUGUCCAUUUCCGCGGCGUAUGGCGCAGUGGUAACGCCAACUUACAAAAUGAAUGAUGGAUAUGAGAUUCCGGCUAUAGCAUUGGGGACUUGGCUGGGCAAUAAUUCAAAGCCUGGCGUUAACGAAGUGGAAAAUGCCGUGAUAUGGGCUUUGGAUGCUGGUUACAAGCAUGUGGAUACUGCCUGGAUUUACCGCGUGGAAGACCAGGUCGGGCGCGGCCUGAAGAAAGCAAAUAGAGAUAAUGUGUUUGUUACUACAAAGCUUUGGAACGACAAACACGCCCGUUCUUCUGUGAUACCAGCAUUGAAGGAGUCGUUACAGAACUUGCAGCUGGAGUACGUUGAUUUGUACUUAAUACACUGGCCAGUUGGGCAGUUCUUCAACAAUAGCUAUGACAGCACAGACUACCUGGACACGUGGAGAGGAAUGAUGGACGCAAAGCAAGCAGGUCUCACAAAAUCCAUUGGUCUUUCGAACUUCAACCAGAAAAUGAUAGACAGGAUACUGGAAAAUGAGUUGGAGAAGCCAGCUGCGUUGCAAGUUGAGCUUAACUUGAAUCUUCAACAACCAGCGUUGCUAGAUUAUUGCAGACGUCACAGUAUAGUCGUUAUGGGCUAUACACCUUUCGGCUCCCUCUUUCACAACAAAGCCAAAGCAGAUGCACCUCCUCCGAGGGUAGAUGACCCAGAGAUGGUAGAAAUGGCGAAUAGAUAUAACAAGACAGUGCCACAGAUAGCUUUAAGAUAUUUGGUGGAGAUAGGAGUUAUACCGCUACCGAAGUCACUAACGAAAUCGCGUAUCGAACAGAACAUAGACAUCUUCGACUUUUCUCUAACGGAAGCAGACAAGAAACAGUUGCGUGGUUACGACAAAAACUACAGAACGAUAGCGCAGCAUAAGUGGCUCAACCAUCCUUAUUACCCUUUUGAGAUACCUGCGAAGAUAUAG